GAAAGUUUUAGAGUAAUUCCACAUGCACCUCUUGAUCUGAAUUUGUUUGCCAUCAGAACAAACUGACUUGCUCCAGAGAUCUCUUUCUUGUCCUUCUGGCUGGACUCUGAUCAAUAGUCGCUGCUUUCAAUAUGUUCAAAAAAGCAUGACUUGGGCAAGAGCCGAGAGAAACUGUCUGUCCAUGGGGGCAAACCUUGCAUCAGUUCAGGACUUGAACGAGUACAAUCAGAUUCAGAUUAUAGUAACUGCAGCAGGUCACGGGGCCAAACAAGCAUGGAUUGGAGGCACUAAUGCACAGGAGGAGAGCAUUUGGUUGUGUAGCAAUGGAAGCCGUUUCGACUACACACACUGGUGUUCUGGACAGAAUAAUAAUGAUGGAGGCAACCAGCGCUGUUUACAGAUAAACUAUUCAGGUGCAAAGUGCUGGGAUGACCUGGGGUCUAAUCACAAUCUGCCUUCUGUCUGCGCCAAGAAACCCUGAAAACUGUGAGGUUCCCAAAGAGGCCAGAUUUAAAACAGAACCAGUGGAGGGUCAGUGCUUUUUGUUUCUGUUUUCCUGCCUUUUUAACCUUCAGAAAACCCAAAGAUAUUUCUGCUUCUUUACUUCCUAUAAUUUCUCUCUUUAAUGCAACCUAAGGAAUGAAGCGACAAGCAAACAGCAGCUGGAUUGUCUCUCUGUAAUAAGAUCAGACUGAAUGAGUCAUAAGAAAGAAUCAUCUAUGCAAAACUUUCUUCUAUUCUUUGGCCAAGCAAAAUAAAACUUUUACGGUUUA
Molecule: messenger RNA, 773 nt
Organism: Xiphophorus hellerii (green swordtail)
Lineage: Eukaryota; Metazoa; Chordata; Actinopteri; Cyprinodontiformes; Poeciliidae
Product: ladderlectin-like
Exons: 4
Coding region: 146-481 (111 amino acids)
Source: RefSeq, a predicted model, not a curated record